Messenger RNA from Colletotrichum spaethianum, 2634 nucleotides. RefSeq lists its product as uncharacterized. The record is from RefSeq and is a predicted model, not a curated record. The transcript is spliced from 7 exons. Gene Ontology annotation, cellular component: nucleus; cytosol. Lineage: Eukaryota; Fungi; Ascomycota; Sordariomycetes; Glomerellales; Glomerellaceae. Gene Ontology annotation, biological process: protein deubiquitination. The coding region runs from base 1 to 2634 and encodes 877 amino acids.
AUGGCGACCGAACCGACGUCAGCGGACGUCGCUCAGUUCUGCGAAAUUACCAGCCUCGACCCCGUCCUGGACCGCAGUUUGGUGAUCUCCGCCCUCAAGCUUAUAGGUGAAUAUUACGAGGGCUCUGAUGCGUUCCGAAGGAAGUACACCUGGGACGACACUGCUUUCGGCGCCGGUCGCGAGGGGGAGCCAAAUAAUACGGGCAUAGCUUUCAACAUCGAAGCACCCGACAAUGCCGUUAUCCAAGGCGUUACCCCUCCGCCUGACGGCUUCUACGGACCCUCCGCCGGAGCUCCCUCACGACCGCCUUCGAGAACCAAUAAUCGAUCGCCGCUUGGAGCGCCCAGCAGUGCAGAGCAGUACGAAGAAGACUUGCAGCGGGCCCUGCGUGAGUCUCAAGUGGAAGCUGGCUAUAAUCCACAGGAAGCUGGCGUUACGGAUACGAGCGUGAGUGCCACAUACUUUGGACCGGCCAACAGGUCGGACUAUGACCAGAACAACUGGGCCAUGGUAACAACCGCAACAACUUCGAGCCAGGCGGUUGUCGACGGCGACCCGGCGCCCUCCGCAAGAAGGCGAGAAGAGGGUGCGCCUGCAUUCCUAGUCCAGAAGCCCAAUGCACGCAACUCGUCACAGCGAUUGGGUUCCGUGCUGACGAUCCUACACGAAAUCCCUCUUGCGCGCAACGUUCUUCUACAAGCCGGCCAACAAGCCGCCAGCUACGGUCACAACAGCGAAUGGUGGAAGGGCCAGCCGAUAUAUGCGCCCCACGUCCUCGCCGCCUUGCAGCAGGGCGAGCUUCAAUGGGCGGAAGACUCGAAGCCAGACUUUCAUGAAGAGAUCCACCGGUUGAUGGCCUUCCUGGACCUGACCGAGAGAAGCUAUGGAUCAAUCGAGACCAUGGCUGACUUGGUACCCAAAACCAACUUCAGCCCCGAGAGACAGUUCUACGAUACCCUUGACGAGACAACGGAUGCAGAAGUCCUCAAGCCUCUGACUCACGUUGCUUGUCCCUUGUCAUUGCAGACGCUCGAGCCGACUCAGGAGCCCACGCGCUUCGCGUUCCUCAACUUCGAGCUGACCAAAAGCCAAUAUGAACAAACCAAGACCCUCUACGAUGCCUGGAACUGGAUUGUGUGGCACGAGUCCAUGACGUGGGCGGAGCUCCAGCCGAACAUGGGCAUGGUUGUUCUCGACGACAUGGGCGAGGUUAUCACAGUCAACAUUGACGGUGAGGAUCCUCCUGAAAAACUGGAGAUACCCGAAGUCUGGUAUCCAGAGCGUUAUCUCGCAAGUCGGAAAGAGGAGGCGAGGGUUUGUCAAGAACACCUCGCCUGGGUCUCACGGGCUCUAUACGAAGCAAGGUCGAAGGAGUACGAGCUCACUAAGUGGAUCGACCCUAAGACAGAUAAGAUCCACGAUAAGGAGGAGAUGCUGGAAAAGACAAUCAAAGAAUACGAGAGCCACGUACAGUACCUGGACGGGCUGGGACGCUUUCGAGAAUUGCAAAAGCUCGACAACGAAGAUGAGAAGCAGUACAUGCGUCUAGAGGAUGUACCUUGCGUCAAAACAGAAGCCGAGGAAGAGCUGGCUAAGAGCUCCCAACAGGUAGUCGACAGAUGUGUAUGGGAGCUGUCUCAACUCAAGGAGACUAAGAAAAGACUUGAUUGGGAACGUGAGAGACUCCUCGAGCGGCAAAAGCUGGUCAGCAGUACUCUACUCACGGACCCCAACAAGCCGGGCUUGACCAAGCCGUUCACCAGCAAGAAGUACCUUCUCAGGGGAAUUGCUACGUCGCAGAACGUGACAUACGUCUGCAAGCGAGCUGAACCAACGCUGAUUGACUUUGAGGAGACAUCUACCCCGGUGGACCAGUGGUGGCGGCUGUCAUAUGAGCCGGGCAAUGCAAACCCUGCAAAGGCCGAGGUGAUGGAGAAGAUGCAUUGGGAGACGAAGGGUCCUCUCCUUGUUUACGCCACAGAAGACGCGAUAAAGACACCUGCAUCACCCCUUUCGGACGCCCUUCAAAGAUUUGCUCGUGCAGAAAAUAAAAACUUCAGACAGGAACUGAACAAAGAAAGCACAGAGGAAGACACCCAGCCGAGAAACGCAAACAUGUCGCCAAUCUCACCAUCAAAGAGGAAGUACCGCUCAGGCAGUGUCGAUUCCAUGGCUACCAACCGAGCGUCCUUGGGGAACAGCGACACCAACUCACGGGCAGGCGACUUUGAAAACGACCCCUUUAGCGAUGGGGACGGCACAAUGGACACUGAAAUGACGGACUUGGCAUCGAGACAAGGCGCUGCAGAGGCAUCAAGUGCAAGCAUGGCCGAGUUUAUGCACUCUGGCGAGAGGCAUGAGAUGGCGCGCACUCACACUACCAACCCACCUGGCCUUGGGCAACACGGGCUCUCAACCUCUACUCCCGCUGACGGCGCCGACGAUAUUAGUCGUACCGUGACGCCAGACAUUGAGGAGCAGCCCAAGGGCCCGGAGAUGCAAGAACGGAGUGGCAGUGAAGGCGGCUCGCCAUUCAUGGCCAGGCGUUCGAUAUAUGGCACGGCACACGACCCGAGAGAUGAGCAAAAGACGAUCAAGAUGAUGGACAUGGAGAUUCCCGACGAGCAUCAGUAA